AUGGUCUACUUCAAGUCGUCUCUUCUGGCCCUCCUGGCCCUGCCCAUCCUUGGCGCGUUCGCUGCCGAGGAGGCGCCUCCUGUCGACACCGAUGCCACCGCUCCGGUUCUGAAGGCCGACAUUGCCGCUACCUUCCCCGAGGCUGAUAUCUUUGGCGUCAAGCUCGUCAACGGUCGUCCCACCAAGGCCGUUAUCGAGUUCACCAACCAUGAGGACUCCCCAAUUCAGGUCGCCAUGGUCGGUGGUCUUCUGACUACAACCCAGGAGUUGGCUGAGAAUGCUCAUCCCAGCGAUGCCAUCCUCCGCAACCUCACGUCUGCGCGCUACGACCUGACCGUCGAGGCGGGUGACAAGAAGGCUGUUCCCUACUCCUUCGCUCUCGACAUGCAGCCCCAGGAUGUUCUUCUUCAGCUCGUUGCUGUCGUCAGCAACUCCAAGGGCGAUAUCUUCCAGGUCCAGGCAUACAACGCAACCGCUGCCGUUGUCGAGCCUCCCACCAGCAUCUUCGAUCCCCAGAUCAUCUUCCUCUACCUCUUCCUGACCGGUGCCUUUGCUGGUACCCUUUACUUCGUUUACAAGACCUGGAUCGAGGCCCUCUUCCCACAGGCCAAGAAGGCGAAGACCGCUAAGAAGGUUCGCCAGGUGAACGUCACCGUACCCUUGGCUGAGGCCGACACCACCCCUGUUGCCUCCUCUACCGGCAAGGACUUUGACGAGAGCUGGAUCCCCGAGCACCACCUCAACCGUCCCGUCGCCAAGCGCGUCAAGAGCGGUGCCAGCGGCAAGGUCAAGACCAAGGUUGCCGAGUAG
Molecule: messenger RNA, 810 nt
Organism: Colletotrichum aenigma
Lineage: Eukaryota; Fungi; Ascomycota; Sordariomycetes; Glomerellales; Glomerellaceae
Product: Increased recombination centers protein
Exons: 3
Coding region: 1-810 (269 amino acids)
Cellular component (GO): endoplasmic reticulum; endoplasmic reticulum membrane
Source: RefSeq, a predicted model, not a curated record